This is a messenger RNA of Synchiropus splendidus (mandarinfish), 3531 nucleotides long. It is a transcript of the gene qrsl1, whose product is annotated as glutaminyl-tRNA amidotransferase subunit QRSL1. Gene Ontology annotation, cellular component: mitochondrion; glutamyl-tRNA(Gln) amidotransferase complex. The record is from RefSeq and is a predicted model, not a curated record. Gene Ontology annotation, molecular function: glutaminyl-tRNA synthase (glutamine-hydrolyzing) activity. Gene Ontology annotation, biological process: glutaminyl-tRNAGln biosynthesis via transamidation; mitochondrial translation. The transcript has 11 exons. Lineage: Eukaryota; Metazoa; Chordata; Actinopteri; Syngnathiformes; Callionymidae. Bases 318 to 1913 code for a protein of 531 amino acids.
CGAUGUGAAAUAACCGCUGUACUAUCGUCAUCUUUAUCGCUUUGUAGUAACGUGAUCACAAAAUAACGUUACAUACAUCUACCUUUAACGCACAGACAUGAUAAUUCCGGGCACUUUUACCGAGUAUGACCAUAAUCGUUUUCAAACAGAUCAACUGAAGACUUCCGCCUCAUUCUUUGCGUCAUAUGGCUUUUCACCUAUCAAAAUGCAGGAUGCUCCGCGUGCAGCCAAUCAGAGAAGCCGUUAGUCAAGCAUUGCGACCGGUGAGUCCAGAAGGUUGAACAGGAGUGUGGAGGUUCUCUGGAGGAACUGUAAAUAUGCUCAGCUUGACAUUGAAAGAGGUCUCUGCAGCACUCAGGGAGGGAAGCGUUUCUCCAACUGAGCUGUGCAGGAAGUGUCUAAACCGCAUCAAGAAAACCAAACAUCUUAACCAUUAUAUUAGCGUGACAGAGGAGCUGGCACUCAAGCAAGCACGGGCGGCUGGAACCAGGCUGCAACAAGGUGCACCUAGAGGUCUGCUAGAUGGAGUGCCCUUCGCUGUCAAAGACAACUUUUGCACUGAGAACAUCAGGACCACGUGCGCGUCCAACAUGCUCAAAGAUUAUUUGCCUCCCUACAAUGCCACUGUGGUGCAGAAGCUCCUGGAUCAAGGGGCCGUUCUUCUGGGGAAGACCAACAUGGAUGAGUUCGCUAUGGGCUCUGGCAGUACAGACGGGACCUUCGGUCCGGUGCGAAACCCCUGGAGCGACGCUGCCCCCUACCGUGAGCAGACAGGGGCGGAGCCAGACUCAGACUGGGUCAUCACCGGAGGAAGUUCUGGAGGCAGCGCUGCAGCCGUCGCAUCUCUCACCAGCUUCUUUGCGUUAGGCUCCGACACAGGGGGUUCCACGCGGAACCCUGGAGCGCUGUGCGGCGUCCUGGCAUUAAAGCCGACCUACGGUCUGCUGUCCCGACACGGCCUCAUCCCUCUGGUCAACUCCAUGGACGUCCCUGGAAUUCUAACACGUAGUGCCGAUGAUGCCGCUCUUGUCCUAGAUGUUCUUCAAGGCCUCGAUGUCCGAGACUCCACCACUGUGUCUGCGCCAGCGUCACCUCCAGAGCUGCCUGAAGACUUUGACAUCAAAAACCUCUGCAUAGGCAUCCCAAAAGAGUACCACGCCCCAGGCCUGUCUGACGAGGUGCUGGAACAGUGGAGUCGAGUCGCCGACAUGCUGGAGAGGUCAGGGGCUCGGGUGAAGCAGGUGUCCCUCCCCCACACGCCCUACUCCAUCGUGUGCUACCACGUCCUGUGCUGCGCUGAGGUGGCAUCAAACAUGGCCCGCUUUGACGGGCUGGAGUACGGCCACCGCAGCACUGUGGACUCUUCAACUGACGCCAUGUACGCUGCCUCCAGACAUGAGGGCUUCAAUGACGUGGUGAGAGGCAGAAUUCUAACUGGAAACUACUUUCUGCUCAGACAGAACUACGAGCAUUACUUUGUGAAAGCCCAGAAGGUUCGCCGGCUGAUCGCGCAAGAUUUUGAGCGCGUGUUCGACUCCGGUGUGGAUGUGCUGCUGACGCCCACCACUCUGACUGACGCUGCUCGCUACUCAGACUUCACACAGGAAGACAACCGCACACGCAGCACCCAGGAGGACGUGUUCACCCAGCCCGCCAACAUGGCAGGUCUCCCUGCUGUUUCCGUGCCAACCGCUUUAUCAAAACGAGGCCUUCCCAUUGGCUUACAGUUGCUUGGUCCCGCCUUCCAGGACAAGAGGCUGCUGAGUGUGGCCCGCUGGAUCCAACAGAGGGUCGGCUUUCCCACUAUCAGUCACUUUGAAGAACCCAGCGAGGACCGGUGUGACCCCAGAGCACCCAAACACACUUCGGCUCUUGGAGGAACCAGUGGACACGAGGAAAUAAGGAGACUAUAAAUACACAAUGAGACAAUGAGCCUUUGUCUGUGUUUGUGGGGCCAUUUCAGGGAAUGAUCCCCGCUGACAUGUUCUGUGAGGGGCCUUCAAACACCACCAGGGAGUGCUCCCUCUGGAGAAGGUUAGGUCUGGUGACAAUCAAUAAAAAAAGUUGAAGAUGGAACAAAGUUCCAAAAUAUAAGACGGAUUGUGAAGGUCACGCAAAAGCACACCCGUGGUGUCCACUGGCCCAUGCAGGAGUGAAGAACUGUUGACCAGAGGUGAGCCAGUGAGAUUGCGUAAUCCUGAACCUGCACCUGCGAGGGAGUGUAUAUUGGUCUCACUGUUAUCUGGGUCUGACUGUGCCUGUCUUCCACUGAGCUGGGAGACCUAGAUUAGGGAUGUGGUUGCCCUGCAGACAGAAACAGAAGUACUUUGUCAGUACCAGCUUCAGCAUCACUUUAAACUGUGGUGAUGAAACAAACCUGCAGAGUGGAGCUCAUGGUUUGUUUUGGCCCUUUGAAUGGCAGAAAAGAUAUUUGGCCUCAGUGAAAAUGAAAUCAUCCUGAACCUUAAUGCAGGGUAAUUUUAGAUUCCUGUGAUUAAAAUAACACCAAACUUCGAUGUCAACUUCUAUUGCGGGACAUUUAAAGUGGAUUAAAUCCCAGCAGGACUGGUUUAGACGGAUGAAAGUGGGAUUACAGGGCUGCUCCUGCCCUAUGACCUCGUCUCUGUAAAUGCAAUGCCUCUAGCUUUAUGUUUGUCUUGUUAAUUUGGUCAUUCAGUAAGUUUAGAGUUGCUUUUUAAAAUCUGUUUUGCUUCACCUCAGCGUCUGUUUCGCUGCUCUGGGUCAGGUGCUGGUUCUGCUGAUCCACCAGACCAGGACAUCUCCCAGUGGCCCCUGACACUCCAUACAGCUGCCCUUCCCUCCAUUGUUUGAGUACAAGUCUCCUUUGUAGCCAUAACCAACAGCUGACUGGCCGACUUCUUCAGGUCACCCCAGCAGAGUGGAGAAGUUGAAUCAAUGGUUGGUCAAGGGCUACAACUGCAGAUCUUUUCUCCUCCCAUGGCAAGGAAAGGACCGUCUUUACAGCCACUCCCUAACAUAUGCUCCAUGUUUGGGUCCUCAGCUGGGAAGUCCAGUUACGGAGAGCUUCUGAGACCAUGGCCAAAGUCAUCUAUUUGUGUCACUUUUGAGCUAGUUUGGUGUGAUGAGUGACAUAUGUUUUUUUUUUUUUUUGGAUGAGAAGGCAGAAAUGCUGGCUCUCCAAAGGAGAAUUGGCCGGAGCCGCAUGAACAUGUGCCACACCUAAAGCAUGGGAUUAGUGACACAGUGUGUCCUGACAGGUGAAGAGAUUGCCUGAGGUUAGCUUCUGCUGCUUGUUUAGCUUUCCCGCAGAUUAACUUUCAGGUUGGGGAGUUAAGUUCUCUUCAAACUUUUGACUGAGCCUCACUGCGGACGCUGCACCAGGAGAAUGGAGGGAUGUCCCUGAGCCAGAGUGGAGUUGACAUUAACCGUACCAUUCCAAUGCAGAUCUACAUAUGGUGUUAGAGCGAUAAGUCAAAGGGAACAACUCUGUCAGGCGAGUCAGGGACCAAAACCUGCCAACAGAUGCAUCCCUUCUUCCUCCUCCUCCCA